UUCCAAGAUCUAUUUUGGUAAUUGUGUAUGUUGGUUGGCAUGAGCUGUUAUCGUCGUUGCAACAUGUGUUAAAGUUGGAAGCAUUGUGACCAACAUAUUGAAUUGAUUUGGUUCAUUUUCUAGUUUGGGAUAUUCGGAUUCUUAGACUGUAUUAUUAAAAUGUAUUCGUUACUGUAUAGGAAAGACAGUGCUCACGAAGAUAGUAUUUGGAGCUGUGCAUGGGGAAAGAUGAAAAAGAAGGAUGAUGAAAACGGCGAUGGUGAAGGAUCAAGAGAUUCAACUGCUGCAGAAGAAUCAUUGGAUUAUAUUGUGACAGGGGCUGUAGAUGAUUUAGUGAAAGUCUGGUCGUUCAAGAAUGAUGAGCUGGAGUUAAGACACAAACUUGAGGGUCAUUCACUGGGAGUAGUAUCUGUUGCCAUUAAUUCAGACAGUACAACUUGUGCAUCGAGUUCAUUGGACUCAAGCUUAAGACUGUGGGAUCUUGCAACUGGGGAGAAGGUUGGCAGCAUUGACGUCGGACCAGUAGACAUUUGGACAGUUGCCUUCUCACCUGAUGAUAAGUUUAUCAUCUCAGGAAGUCAUUCUGGAAAAAUUGCUCUGUAUGGAGUUGAAUCUGCUAAACAAGAGCAAACCCUUGAUACAAGAGGAAAAUUUACUCUCAGCAUUGCAUAUAGCCCAGAUGGAAAAUACAUUGCUAGUGGAGCAAUUGAUGGCAUUAUCAACAUCUUUGAUGUUUCUUCUGGAAAGCUGGUCCACACGCUUGAAGGUCAUGCGAUGCCCAUCAGGUCUCUAUGCUUCUCUCCUGAUUCACAGCUGCUUCUGACAGCUUCCGAUGAUGGGCAUAUGAAGCUCUAUGAUGUGCAACAUGCAAAUGUUGCAGGCACUCUGUCCGGCCAUGCUUCCUGGGUCCUUAGUGUCGCCUUUUCUCCAGACAAUCAGCAUUUUGUUUCGAGCAGUUCUGACCAGAGCGUGAGAGUAUGGGAACUGAGCAGCCGACAGUGCAUCCACACAUUUAAUGAACAUACUGACCAGGUUUGGGGAGUAAAAUACAAUCCAGAUGGAAACAAGAUUGUUUCUGUGUCUGAAGAUCGGUCAAUAAAUAUAUAUGAUUGCCCACUGUAAUCGUUUGUUUUAUUGUCUGAUCAAUGACACUGCAUUACAUAUGAAAAAGAAAGAAUGAAUGCCAAAGCACAUUUCAAAGUUAAUUAAUUAUCUUUCCUUUCUGAUUUCAUAUUACCCUUCCUGUGCUUUGAUAUGAAAUGGUUUUUAUACAUGUAAUUACACAAAGUGUUACAACAUAACUUGUUUAUUUAUUGGAAAAUAUGUAGAGUGAAUUGGGGGAAGUUGCCAAUUUUUCCUCUAGUUUGGCAGUAUGGUAACAGAUGUCAAGAAAAGGCGGUGUGGUAGUCCCUGGCUUCAAUUCUAGUAGAGGUAAAACCUUGGUGCAGCUGUGAGGUUGGUUUUUUGAGUUUAAGCAUGAAAAGAAAAACCAAGAUGUGUUAAAAUAACCACCUUGAAACUAUUGAACAGUUAUUUUAAAGUAGUAAUAUUGACUAAUGCAUAAAGAACUGUGAAUACUGGGAUGUUCUAACACAAUGCACGUAUCAAAGGAUUGUCGGUGAUCCCAGCUCUAGUGACGCCAUAUUAAGUCAUGUGACUCUAGUGGCAUCACACCCCAAUCCUCCAGAAAGACGACUAGUUUAAGUGUUGAUAUUUUUCACUUUUAUGCAGAAAAUGCCUAGAAACUAUACCAGGACCUCUAACAGAGGUCAGCGGAGUCAGGAUAGCCUACAACUUGCCGUGGAACACGUACGGACGGGAGGCACGAAUCGUUUAAAAGCCUCACAAGAAUAUGUCAUCCCACACAGGACUUUGAAAAGACAACCACAGAAGAAUGAUGCGAAAAAUCAUGGCGUGGGCUCUCAAAGUCGGUAAUAUUUCAGUAAGUGCAAUAAUAUAAGAUUUUCAAUAUGACUUUUGUACAAAUAAUUUUUAAAUGCCUGCUAUUUUAAUAUGUUGCCUGAGAAAAGAAAAGAAGAGCAUUUGGUGACCAACAUACAGAAACUAUAGGCUUCAGGAUUUUGGCCACUGGAGAGACUUUAUUAAGCUCACCUUUCUGUUUGCAGAAGGGAAUAAAAUUCUUCACCGCUUCAACAGAGACAAAAUUAUGGCACGAUGGGAUUGUCUAGAACUCAUUUUUGAGACAAUAUCCUGGAUUAUUUAAGAAAUAAUCUACAAUGUCUAUCUAUUGACAGAGCUAUGGUCAUGAUGAAUCUGGAUGAAUCUGGUUUUCAAGUUAAUCCUAGGCCUAACACUGAUAUCUGAGAAGAGCUCUCCGACAGUGUACCAAAUGACUUCUGGUGAAAAGCGGGAGACAGUGCUGCAGUGCCAUAGGCUGUUUUAUAUCUCCAGCCUGCAUACUUAAAGAGAAAAACAAAAAGUCAGAAUGGGAAGAUUCUCUUCCCAAAGGGUCAAAAGUUUUCAUGAAUGUAAAGUCUGGUUUUGCAAACUCUACCAUAUUAAUGCAGUGGCUGAAUAGAGCAUUUUAUUCCAAGAAAACAAACAGGGAAAGUAGUACUAAUUCUAGAUGUUCAUACAUCGCACUGCAAUGACCAGGAUAUGUUGGAACUAGCUCAUAAAAACGACAUAAUCGUG
This is a messenger RNA of Zootermopsis nevadensis, 2655 nucleotides long. RefSeq lists its product as uncharacterized. Gene Ontology annotation, cellular component: Cdc73/Paf1 complex. Gene Ontology annotation, molecular function: DNA binding; protein binding. Lineage: Eukaryota; Metazoa; Arthropoda; Insecta; Blattodea; Termopsidae. The record is from RefSeq and is a predicted model, not a curated record.